This is a messenger RNA of Pelobates fuscus (common spadefoot toad), 2693 nucleotides long. RefSeq names its product LysM domain containing 3 (gene LYSMD3). The transcript is spliced from 3 exons. Lineage: Eukaryota; Metazoa; Chordata; Amphibia; Anura; Pelobatidae. Gene Ontology annotation, biological process: Golgi organization. Gene Ontology annotation, cellular component: Golgi apparatus. The record is from RefSeq and is a predicted model, not a curated record. The coding region runs from base 91 to 888 and encodes 265 amino acids.
CGCGCGCCAGUUCUGUGGGAGAGGUACGGUGGCCGGGAUGAUGAGCUGGUCAGGUCUGACAGAGACCCAGUGGAGGAGGUCUUUCUUAAAAUGACGGGAAGAAUUCCAACCCGAAGUUACCUGAAACCAACAUCCGUGUCAGCUACAACAGGCGGCCAUAAUUAUCACUUUGCAGACACAGCUACCUCUGAAAAUGACACGUUAGAAGAAGAUGCAGAUAAAUAUGAACUACGUCCUCGGGGGAGAGAGAAAGCGUAUCGAAGUACUUCAAAAGAGCGCCUUGAUGAUAUUAUAUUAAUUGGCAAAGACAUAUGCGAAGGAGAUACUUUAAACUCCAUAGCACUUCAAUACUCCUGUACUGUUGCAGAUCUAAAGAGGGUCAACAACUUCAUUAACGAGCAGGAUUUCUUUGCAUUGCGGUCAAUAAAGAUUCCUGUGAAGAGAUUUAGUGUACUGACAGAAUCUCAUUUCUCCCCAAAAGUCAAGCCAUCCAGAACACUAUCAUUCCAGGCUUCACUAGAUCCCCAGGAAGGUGACCAAAACAUUGCUACACUUCCCUCUGACAAUGCGGACAGUUUCUUCCAAGAAGUCGAUCGAGAUAUAGAAAAUAUUGUGAAAUCUACAGACACUAAAAAGGAAAACCUCCAUGAAGUGGUCUCUGCUUUAACUCAAGAUGUGAGUUUUGUACCGGAACUUAAACCUGCUAAACGAAAAGAUCCUUAUUUUGGGGCAGACUGGGGUUUGGGCUGGUGGACAGCAGUUGUGAUUAUGGUUAUUGUAGGAAUUGUCACUCCAGUAUUCUAUUUCCUUUAUUACGAGGUGUUGGAAAAGGGAAAUAAUGAACAUGUGACUGCAAAGAAUUCUUCACAAAGUGUGGGGUCUACGUAAAGCAAAAAAAGGAAACAAGCCCACAAAACUUUAGCAUUCACAAGACUCUAAAAUGUCUCACAGCAUUAGUGCAAUUUUUUUUUACACUGUGGUAUUAUAUACUAUACAAAAGCGACAGCCUGCCUAUGUAUGCCUGCAAGGAACCAACAGAGGAUUGGCACACAUCUUUUACUUACAGAGUGCAAAAAAUGCUAGAUUUGUGUAGGGUAGUGUUGGCUUACAACAUUGGUGCCAAGCGUUUGGACUCGAUGGGUGGUCAUCCAGGAAACCAGCACCAUAAAAGGCAUCCUGCACAAUGCACAACUUUGGCAUGAAUGUUGAUUCUAUUUGAAAAUUAUAUUUUUUAGUAUUUGCACAACAUUUGGAGAUAAACAUUUUGCUUAAGCAAGCCUGUAAUUUGAAUGUAUUUUUUUGAAGUAUACAAUUCAAAGAAGCAUGGUGCAAAAAGUCUGGUUGCCAUUUCUCUGGUUUGUAUUUCUUUGUUAAAAAAAAGAGUAGGUCUUCACUGCCACCUUAAGUUCAACCCAUCAGUUGUAGCUCAGCCGUUGGGAAAGUAAACGUACGCAUUAAUCGUCUAACUUUUGACUGCCAGCAUAAGAUGAAAUGGAGGCUGAUAAGCUCAACUUGUUUACAAUUUCAUUGCCCUCCAAAGUUGCCUGACAAACUGGUUUACAUCAAUAUUAGCCAAGCAGCAGCAGAUGCACUGUUGUGCUUAUGGUGCUGGAAGUGCUCCUUUAAGCAUAAGAGCAUAUUAAGCAUGCAACCUUCCCAAUCUCUAGCUGUUUUCUGCUGUUUUUUAGGUUGUUUACAUCGCAAACUGUUAUUCAUAGUACUAUGCUAAUUGUUUAUGUAUGUAUGUAUGUAUGUUUAGUGUAGGUAUGGAUAAAGCUGAGAAACCGCAUUCUUCAAAGGGAAAGUUUCACCGUUAUUUUAUUAUUGACACCACUUCAUUAAUUUUUUUUAAUGAUGUUUCCAAACGAAUUCAGCUUAGUUGUGGUAGACAGUCUGACCCUAUCCUAGUCUGGGCCCAUUAGUUACUGACCUGUCAGGAUUAUUUACUAAAUAUGGAAUCAACCAGGGGUUUCACAUUUAGCCCAAAAUUGGCUAAUUGGUAAACAGUUGUCCAUUCUCUCUAUAGUGCAUAACACUGUAGGUAGUAAAUAACCCUAUGAAUGCUGUGAAUUAUUAGUACAGCACAGGGUUAUUUACUAACGUAUGAAUUGAGGGGAAUUUAAAGUGAAUUUCAAAUUUUAGGGUAAAAUAGCUGAUUUGGACCUCGAAAUUUAAAAUACUUAUUGAAUUCACUUUAAAUUCCCAACAAUUCACAGUUUAGUAAAUAACUCUGAGCAGAGUUUCACCCAUGAGAGUUUCUAAGUGGGGUUCAUACUAAUGUUGGUUUACACCAAACUUUCCACAGUAAGAGUUGCGUGGUUGGCUUAGCACCCUCAUCCUAACAUUGUCCUCCAAGGUGGGAUGGACUAUGGUUUCCAGGGAGCUCCCAAUUUUUUUAUUAAACCACUCCAAAAGUGCAGCUUUACAGUGAACCCGUCAAUAUUAUGGCAGCAGUGAAAUUCCUAACAGGCAACCCAGGGCUUUUGCUAAGUAGCAAAAAUAACAGAAAUCUAUAGAUAUAACCCCUCCUAAAACUCUUCUCUGUACCACGCCUUACGUGUAAGGCUAAAUGUUUUAUGAAUCAUGUUAUGACACCAAAUCUGAGAAUGUGAAUUAUAUAAACUUAUAUUUAUAAACCUCACACCUGCUGUAUUAUCCCUGCAUCUGCAGUAUUAAAGGAACACUAUAGUCAC